This is a messenger RNA of Leishmania mexicana MHOM/GT/2001/U1103, 1578 nucleotides long. RefSeq lists its product as hypothetical. The transcript has a single exon. The coding region runs from base 1 to 1578 and encodes 525 amino acids. The record is from RefSeq and is a predicted model, not a curated record. NCBI's taxonomy places the organism in Eukaryota, Euglenozoa, Kinetoplastea, Trypanosomatida, Trypanosomatidae.
AUGCCUUUUUUUUAUUUGGGCCUUCACUGCUGUUUUCAUCGUCUGUCCCACCUGUCGCCUUUCCUUCCACCGCCCACCGCCCAUCCUCUUUCCUCUGCUGACAUCUAUUUUCUCUUUCGUCGCACGCCAUCAAGGCACGGAGCACCGCUGGCGACGCACUCGCGCUGCUGCUUCGUUCCAGCUUAUUGGCACCUCUUGCUGCCGCCGUGUACCUGCGUUGCUGAGUCCUCUCUGCGCUCAGGCGCAGGCGCACACGGCAUGAACACCGUGCUUUCUCUGCUGGAUGACACAGUCUACACCCUCCUAGGUAUCACAACGGUGCUGCUCUGUGCGGUAGCCUUUCGCCUCAGUCGUAAUGUCUAUCGCGAAACGUUGCGCGCACAGGCGCAAUCGAAACUGCGCCGCGAGGAUUUGUUGACGCACGAGCAGCAGAACUUCCUGCGGUCUAUGCAGGCCGAAGAAAAGGUCGAGGCGGUACUGCGCAAGGCGGGGUGGACGGACGUUUUUCUGCGGCGGCGUGUGGCUGUCGCGCGUGUUGGGCACAACCGCGAAAUCGAUGUCGUCGCGGUCGGCCCAAUCAUCCUCGUCGUCGAGGUGAAGAACUGGCAGGGCUUUGUGUGGAGCAACGGGCCGCGCUGGUACCAGUGCCGCAAUCGCAAACGAAUGGACACACUGGAGUUUGAGGAUGUACAGGAAGAUAACGUGGAGAAGGCCGCCGCACUGCGCCGCUACAUUGAAAACGCGCGUCGGGUAGAGCUGCCAGACUCGCAUCUCAUUCAGUCGGAUGCGGUUUUGUUCGGUCAAGAUACGGGCACAAACGGCAAGCGCGCCACAUGGUACUCCGACAAGUCCAUCCACAAGGUCUGCGGCAAGUGUGUCGUUCCCGUCGUGGUGUUCACGCAUCCGCGUGUCAAGCUGGACCCCGCGACAGUUAAGGCGAAGAAGUACGUGUUCACCCUCGAUACGUUCGGCGUCUUUGCCUCGCAUGCUAUCCGCGGUAACAUAGAUUUGGAGGCGCUGAACGACGUCGCAACGGCGUCGUGGUGGUCAUCCUGGCUGCCGUUCAUGCGAAUCCCUCGACCCUUAGCAACCACGUCCGCCGCUGCCGCUGUCUUCCUCACCGAAGAGCAGCGAAACAACGUCGCUGGCGUUGUGGACGUGCUACGUACGUGGGAUUUAGUGUACCUGCUCGACCACCGCCUCAUCACAGGUGACCUUGAGAAGAUUGAUGUUCCCAGUGCGUUCUGCAUGUACAACCGCAAGCACCUGCUCGACAUUAACGUGCGGUGGAACCGAGGAGCAGUCGGUCUCAUAAAGACGCUGCUCACCAACAGCGUUGGUAGCGUGGAACUCGUCCUGACAACAGCGAAGCGGCUGGCGAAGAAGCGCAAGGAGAGGAAGCCGCGCAACGCCGAGGGCAACAUCGUCUUUCCUAUGAGGCCGAAGAAGAACAAGGAGAACGGCUACCUGGUGAUGAAGAUGGCGGGCACAGGAAAACUGGAGACGGUGCUCCUGUGCGAUGUCGAUCGCAUUUCGCUGAGCCGUCACUUGUACGAGAGUGAGAAGCAGCUAGAGUGA